UGUUUAGUUCAUUGCAAAACUCAGAUUCAAAAUUUUUAAGUCUUCAAAAUUGUUCCAUUUUUUUUUUUUAAACCGGCUUAACUUUAUUUUAAUCCUUCAAAAUGCGGAUGCUUUGCGACAGGCUUUCCGCCUUGACCGCAGGAGCGAUGGUCGGGAUUUGGUAUGCCAAGAACUUCCCCGUCGAAAAGAAUGAGGAUUCGGGCAAGGAUGCCAAGGGCAAAGACAAGGGAAAGGACAAGGAUAAGGGGAAGGAUGAUAAGAAGGGCAAGGACCAGGACAAGGGAAAGGAGAAAGGCAAGGAGAAGGAAAAAUAAAGUGGCUUAACUGGCGGGAACCAGUGCUACUUUUAGCAGAUUCGAAACGAUACGCACGAUCAAAAUUCAAUUCUUGACGACGCAAUCAACAAGAGAAGGGCAAAAUGAAUGACCGCUGAACGCUUAGGAUUUAUCUUCUAAUUUGCUUCUGAAAACGCUUUUAUUAAUAUGCUUCCUUUUAUCUAUUACUUUAUUUGGAGUCCACCAGCUGGUUUAUUUUGAAGGUCGUGUGCAAAAUUUGGCCUUUUAAUAAAGUUACGUAUCAUAUCGAAGUCAACUUUAAA
Messenger RNA from Drosophila ficusphila, 598 nucleotides. RefSeq names its product splicing factor U2af large subunit B. The transcript is spliced from 2 exons. The record is from RefSeq and is a predicted model, not a curated record. Bases 102 to 314 code for a protein of 70 amino acids. Lineage: Eukaryota; Metazoa; Arthropoda; Insecta; Diptera; Drosophilidae.